AUGAAGCAUCUGUUCCUACGACGAUGGAUUCCAUUUGAUAUCGGAAAUGUUGUUGCACCGAUUCGUGAAACAAGCGCUCAAACUUUAAGCAUUAUUUGUAAUCGUUUACACGGUCGACCUCAAUGUUCAUCGUUAAUAUCGAUCCUGUUAAAUUUACUCAAACACAAUGGUACUUGGGAAAUUCGACAUGGCGCUCUACUUACACUCAAAUACACAUUCAACAUUCUCAAAGAAAUACCCAACGAUAUACGAAUCUCCUGUGUUCAAGCAGUACGACAAUGUCUUCAAGACGAAUCCGAUGAUGUUGUUUCAACUGCUGCAGCAACAUUAUUACCUCUUGUUACUCAAUACGAAUCUGUUGUUCUGGACUGUACAUCUGGUUUAAUCAGUGAACUUAUUUUAUUGCUUGAUUCCAUGGAUGAUCUUAAUUCAGCAGCAAGCUCAAUUAUGAAUCUUCUUGCUAAAUUACUUGCAUCGAAUUCAGCAGAAAAAUUUAAAUUAUCAUUUGCCCAAGUUUUACCAAAAAUUUUUCCAUUUUGUCGCCAUCAUACAUUACCAUUUCGUUUAGCUGCAAUUGAAACUGUUAUGAAAAUUAUUGAAGCUAGUCAAUCUAAAUUGAAUACAUGCACAUCAGACGAACUAUCGGUACUUGAACGUACAUUUCGUCUGCUUUUCGAACGAUCCAUACUCGAAUCUGAUGAUAAAAUACUUGCAUCAAUCGAACAAGCAUGGAAUAUUCUUUGUCAAUCGAAUCUUAUAGUGCAAUUAUGUACAUAUUCUUCAUAUCAACGUUGGAUUUGUUUAGCUGUUCAUCCGGCUAAAGUACCAAUUAGUCCAGCUUUGUUAUCGAAUGAUGAUCAAAAUCCACAGUCAGCAUCAGUUAUGGAUCAGGAUGAUAGACGUUACUUAAGUUGUUCAACGACAAAUAAUCAUCAGUAUUUAGCUAUGGGUUUCACUGUAUGUCAUCAAGAAGCUCCUUUGGAGCAAGAUCGUGCUGUUAUUAAAUGUCGUCGUUUAGCAGCUCGAUUACUUGGCCGAUUAUUUUCUGAUUAUGACCAGCAGCAAUCAAAUGAUGUUUUAAAUUAUUUAAAAAAUCUUAAUUUUCGUUCAGCUGUACAGCGUAUGGUUGCAGGAAUGAUUACUACUGAAUGGGCUAAAAGCAUGAACAAUGUUUCAAUACAUGAAAAUAUUCUUCAAGAACAUUUUCAAAAAGCAUUAAAUGAAACACUUUAUUUUGAUGAAAUAGCUCCAGCAUUUACUAAACUAAAACGUGAUUUCACAUCAUUUAUGCAUGAUUGUGCUAAACAACGAUUAUGUAAUCCACAAUCAAUAGAAAGUAUUGAACUUCAUUCGGUGGAUCAUAUUAUAGAAUUAUGUGACAAUGUUCAUUCUAAAAUUGAUGCAUUUCCUCAAUUAAAUGCACAAAAGCAAAAUAUUCGUGAUGAAGCUCAACGAAUACAAAACGAAUCAGAAACUCUUGCACUUAGAUCAACGGCUUAUCUAGCAUCAGCUUGUGUUUAUUGGCACUUUCUUGGGGAUCAACUAAAUCCUCUUAUUCGACCAUUAAUGGAUACACUAAAAAAAGAGUCAGAUCCACAAAUUCAAAAUGAUAUAGCUCAAGCUGUUGCAAAUCUUAUUUGGCAGUGUUCACAGCGAACAGCAAGUCCUAAUCCCAAUAGUAAAAUUAUCAAAAAUCUAUGCAGUUAUGUGUGUGCUGAUUCAGACGAGACGCCUCGUAUUACGAAUCCUUCAGGUUUUACAGAAUCCAGUGAAACACCAGCUCACGUUAAUGAAGAAUAUAGUUGUACUGUUCUCAAGGGAAUUUAUACGUGGCAAAAAACAAACAGUGAUGAUACAACCAGACCUCCUCUAAAUCGUGAUUCAUCAAGUGGCUCAACACCUACACCUUCCUCGAAUAGUUCAGCUACAAAAAAAUUUAAUUUUGACACACCAAAUACUAAUGAUUGUUCAAGAUACGGGGGUGAAUGUGCUCUAUCUGCUAUUUGUCAUCGAUUUGGUACUGAACUUGAAUCAACAUUAUCAGAUUUGUAUGAUCGAACAGUAAUAGAUAUUGAACAAUUUAACGACGAUUUAUGUCAAACACAAUCAACAAAUGAUGCUCAACAUUUAGCAGAUACAAUUCUAAUUCUUUCAACACUUAUUCCACAUGUUCAUGAAACUGUUUUAAAUAAAUAUCUCCUUUUUUUACCUAAUUUAUCUCGUUGUUUAUCAUCUAAAUAUACAGUCAUACGGUUUUUAACUGCUCGUUGUAUCGGUAUUUUAUCUAUGCAUAAGACUGAGUAUGUACUUCAAUUUAUUAUUGAUUCUAUUCUGCCAAAAUUAGCAAAUACAAAUAUGGAUACGAAUUAUUUACAGGGACCCAUUGAAACUUUAUACCAUAUUAUUGAUAAACAAGCACUUAAUAUUGUUCCAUAUGCAAAAAAUUUGAUGCUACCUUGUAUUCAAUCUAUGACACAUCAAGAUUGGUAUAUAAGAUCAAUAGCUAGUAAUUGUUUUGCCGUUCUUAUCAAAUACUAUGCACUAUAUAAUGAUGAUAAAAGUAUUGAACACACAAAUGGUAGAGAAAAUGAAAAUUUUCUUGAACAACUUUUCGAUAAUACAAAAAUGCCUGCUUAUCAUUUACCAAUGCCAGUUAAAGCAGAUAUACGGCCAUAUCAACAUGAUGGAAUCAAUUGGUUAAUGUUUCUUAAACGAUACAAUUUAUCUUGUGUUCUUGCUGAUGACAUGGGUUUAGGAAAAACACUGCAAACAAUUUGUGUUCUUGCUGCUGAUAUUGUUGAACGAAGAAAAGAAAAUUUUGAAAUUCGUCCAUCACUUGUUGUGUCACCACCAACAUUAACGCGACAUUGGACAAGCGAAAUGAAUAAAUUUAUUGGUGAAGAUAUACUUCGACCUUUACUCUAUUCUGGAAAAAAUUUAGCUGAACGUGAAGGAUUAAGAGUUAAAUAUCGUCAAAAUCCGAAAGAAUAUACAGUUAUUGUUGCUUCAUACGAUGUUGUUCGUAGUGAUAUCGCAUUUUUUUCAACAAUUCCAUUUAAUUAUUGCGUACUUGAUGAAGGACAUGUGAUUCGAAAUUCUAAAACAAAAUUAUCCAAAGCUAUUCGUCAGAUCUCAGCAGCCCAUCGUCUUAUACUAUCGGGUACACCUAUACAAAAUAAUGCACUUGAACUUUGGAAAUUAUUUGAUUUUCUAAUGCCGGGUUAUUUGGGAUCAGAAAAACAAUUUAUUCGUCGCUAUCAAAAACCAUUACUAGCAUCAAGUCGUGAUCGUGACCUUGAACAUGGACAAUUAGCAAUGGAUGUUUUGCAUAAGCAAGUUAAGCCAUUCAUGUUACGUCGUUUGAAGUCAGAUGUAUUAGAUGAUUUACCACCAAAGAUUUUGCAAGAUUAUUAUUGUGACUUAAGCUCAAUUCAGUGUAUGCUCUAUGAAGAUUUUGCUAAUAAAACGAAAGAACAAGUUAAAUAUGCUACUGAUGAAGAUUCACAAAGUUCUAAUGGAAGUGUUGCCACAGGACAUGUAUUUAAAGCAUUACAAUAUUUACGUAAACUAUGCAAUCAUCCAUCAUUGAUUUUAACACCUGAACAUCCUAAAUGGUUCAAUGUACAGAAUGAAUUAAGAGAAUCACAAAUCACUCUAAAUGAUAUUCUAUUAUCAGGCAAAUUACUCGCUCUUAAAGAAUUAUUAAUUGAAUGCGGUAUUGGAGUAUCAAGAGAUUCUGUUGUAUCAGCGCAUCGUGCAUUGGUUUUUUGUCAAAUGAAAGUGAUGAUUGAUGUUAUUAUUAAUCAAGUUCUUGGAACGAUGGAUAAUGUUAGUUUCCUUCGUUUGGACAGUUCAAUGAAUACAGCUGAUCGUUUUAAUACAGUUAAUUUAUUUAAUUCAGAUCCAAGUAUAGAUCUAUUGUUACUUACGACACAUGUUGGUGGUCUUGGUUUGAAUUUAACUGGUGCUGAUACAGUUAUAUUUGUUGAACAUGAUUGGAAUCCAAGUAAAGAUCUUCAAGCUAUGGAUCGUGCACAUCGUAUUGGACAAAAGAAAGUUGUUAAUGUUUAUCGAUUAAUAACAAGAAAUACAAUUGAAGAAAAAAUUAUGAAUCUUCAACGAUUUAAAACAAAUUUAGCUGAUACGGUAUUGGGAUCAGAUAAUAAUUCGUCUAGUUUACUUACUUUAGAGAAGGAUACAAAUUUAAUUGAUCUUAUAUCGUUAGGAGAUGAAGCAAAAGGACAAUCAUUAGUAACAGAUAAUUCUUCGAAAAAAUCUAAUUCAAAUAAAAAACAGACAUUGAAAUCGAUGCUUGAUACAUUCUCUGAACAAGUUGAUAACGACGAAGAUUGCUAUAAUGAUGAAUACAAUGUGAACAAAUUCAUUCAACAGCAUUAA
This is a messenger RNA of Rotaria socialis, 4398 nucleotides long. Lineage: Eukaryota; Metazoa; Rotifera; Eurotatoria; Philodinida; Philodinidae. The record is from the annotation of a GenBank genome assembly.